Toxotes jaculatrix (banded archerfish) is the source of this 1170-nucleotide messenger RNA. RefSeq names its product anti-dorsalizing morphogenic protein (gene admp). Gene Ontology annotation, biological process: SMAD protein signal transduction. The record is from RefSeq and is a predicted model, not a curated record. NCBI's taxonomy places the organism in Eukaryota, Metazoa, Chordata, Actinopteri, Toxotidae. Gene Ontology annotation, molecular function: cytokine activity; growth factor activity. Gene Ontology annotation, cellular component: extracellular region. The transcript has 5 exons. Bases 1 to 1170 code for a protein of 389 amino acids.
AUGCUGUUGUUUGUGGUCAGCUUUGUCGCACUAGUGUGCACGGUCGCUGCACGGCCUUCACUCAACUACCUGGAGAAUCAUUUCGACGCCGAGAACGAGUCAGAGGAGGUCCGUUCAGCUGCCAUCAAGAGACUUCUGGAGGUUUUUGGAAUGGAGGACCCCCCUGCAAUCCACGGACGCAAGCAGCCACCUCAGUACAUGCUUGAUCUGUACAACACGGUUGCUGAUGUGGAUGGUGUGACCAAGGACCCGUAUCUCCUGGAGGGGAAUACUGUGCGCAGUUUCUUUGACAAAUUGCGAAGUGAACAGGUGGAGUUCAGGUUCAAUUUGUCUACGGUUGCAAGAACUGAGAAGGUUUUAACCGCAGAGCUCCAUCUUUUCAAGCUGCGUCCUCAGGCAACACUGACAUUCAACAGACACCACUUCUGCCAGGUUAGUGUCUAUCAGCUGCUUGACACCACUAAAACUAACAACACACAGGAGAAGAAGUUGCUGUCUUCUCGACUCAUCCCAGUUCACUCUGCUGGUUGGGAGGUGUUCACCAUCACACAAGCAGUUCGAUCCUGGAUGGUGGAUGAAGGCAGCAAUCUGGGACUCCAUGUGGUGGUUCAGACCCUGGGAGGAAGCCAGAUGGAUAUGAAACUGAUCCGCUUUGCUUCAGGACGCAACCACCACCAGAGCAAGCAGCCCAUGUUGGUUCUCUUCACUGAUGAUGGCCGCCGCUCUACCACUCUUGAGAGCACAGAUCCAAACGAUACCACAGCCACUUCCAGCCUGCCCCAUGUGCCCAUGUCAGGUCCAUCCUCCCGCAGCGCUCGCUCCCUGGACUACAUUGAGGAGGAGGGUGCGUCUAUGUCCUGCCAACGCCUGCCUCUCUAUGUUGACUUCGAGGAGAUUGGCUGGUCAGGCUGGAUUGUCUCUCCCAGGGGUUACAACGCUUACCACUGCAAAGGCACCUGCCCUUUCCCUCUGGGUCAGAACAUGAGGCCGACUAACCAUGCCACUGUCCAGUCCAUCAUCAACGCCCUGAAGCUGAUCAAAGGCAUUGAGACGCCGUGCUGUGUGCCAGACAAGCUCUUCUCCAUCAACUUGCUCUACUUUGAUGAUGAUGAGAAUGUGGUGCUGAAACAGUAUAAUGACAUGGUGGCUGGAAGCUGUGGCUGUCAUUGA